This is a messenger RNA of Trypanosoma grayi, 456 nucleotides long. RefSeq lists its product as hypothetical. The transcript has a single exon. Bases 1 to 456 code for a protein of 151 amino acids. The record is from RefSeq and is a predicted model, not a curated record. Lineage: Eukaryota; Euglenozoa; Kinetoplastea; Trypanosomatida; Trypanosomatidae.
AUGCGCUGCGGCGUGGCGGGCCGCACCGCCUCCCGCUACACCACGCCGACUGCACAGAGGGACGCUAUCAGGCAGGCACCUCAGACUGGAGAUAUAUGCCCCAAUGCACCUAUCUGCAUAAAUUUGCUUCGCAUCUGCGACGUUCCUUCGUGUUUUCUUCUGGAUGUUGUAGCUUUGUUUUGUUUUCAGUGUCCAACUGUGCGACACCCCGGAUUGCUGCCUCCGCAUGAUGUUUGUGCAUCCUGUAUGUAUGCCCUUGCUGCGAUGUGCACUCGCGCUGUGCUUGUGCAUCCUUCUGUGCGUCUCUCUUCCUCCUGUGCAGACCUGUGCGCCGCAUUCUAUAUUGAUGGUGACGAUGGUGCGGCACCUGCUGCCCCUGCUUGCACUCGCGCUGUGCUGCACGUCCUUGUGCGCGGCGGCUGGGGACCGGAGGCCUUUCUGGCAGAUGCCCAGUAG